This is a messenger RNA of Trichoderma aggressivum f. europaeum, 2961 nucleotides long. RefSeq lists its product as uncharacterized. Bases 1 to 2961 code for a protein of 986 amino acids. Gene Ontology annotation, biological process: rRNA catabolic process. The transcript is spliced from 2 exons. NCBI's taxonomy places the organism in Eukaryota, Fungi, Ascomycota, Sordariomycetes, Hypocreales, Hypocreaceae. Gene Ontology annotation, molecular function: 3'-5'-RNA exonuclease activity; endonuclease activity; RNA binding. Gene Ontology annotation, cellular component: nuclear exosome (RNase complex); cytoplasmic exosome (RNase complex). The record is from RefSeq and is a predicted model, not a curated record.
AUGACGAGCUUAAAGAGGCCUCAGGGGUCUGACCAACUGGCUCAGAACAUCUCCAACAAGGUUUAUGUCAGGUCGACACGCAGUGGAAAGGUCCAGAAGAUUGUUCGCGAGGUCUAUCUGAGAACGGACAUACCGUGCUCAUCGAACCUGUGCAGGGCGUGCUUGAGCCAGGCACCCAGAAAUGCAGUGAAUGAAGCUCUACCAUUUGUCCUGUCGGCCAGACCGGCUGGUACAAAGUCGUAUCCUCAGGGCCACUACCUAGUUCCAGACACAAACGCGCUGCUAAACGCCAUGGACCUGUUUGAGCAGAGCUCAUCGUUUUACGACGUUGUUAUCUUGCAGACUGUCCUGGAGGAGCUCAAGAAUCGCUCAUUGCCGCUCUACAAUCGCCUUGUUGGACUGACAAAGAGCGAGGAUAAGAGGUUCUACGUUUUCUUCAACGAGUUCCGACUGGAGACGUAUAUCAAUCGCGAAGCCAAUGAGACUGUCAAUGACAGAAAUGACCGUGCGGUUCGGCAGGCUGUCAAGUGGUAUGGGGAGCAUUUGGCGUUGACCAAGGCGGUACAAAUCCCGGCGGUUGUCAUGCUGAGCGAUGAUCGGGAUAAUUUGAGGAAAGCUAAGGCGCAAGGCCUGCACGCGUCUUCGCUGGCAGACUAUGUCAGCGAACUAGAAGAUGGCGACAGGCUGCUCGACAUGAUUGCCGAGUCACAGUCUCAAGCCCAAGGUGGAUUCAAGCAGGCUUCCCAGCAGCCCCUUUAUCCAGAGUUCUAUACCUCCUCGAGAAUGAUGACGGGGGUCAAGGCAGGCUUGCUGCAUCAGGGAAUCUUCAAUGUGUCGCCGUAUAAUUACCUUGAGGGGUCGAUCAAGGUGCCUGCUUUCCCGAAGCCUCUGCUUAUCCUCGGCCGCGAGAACAUCAAUCGAUCUAUUGAUGGCGAUGUUGUUGUCGUUGAGCUCCUUCCACAAGACCAAUGGAAAUCACCAUCAACAAAGAUUAUUGAGGAGGACACCAUCACAAAGAACGAGAAUGCGGACACAGAAGAGCGUCAGGAUUUUGUGUCGGACAAGGAGCGGAAGGCACUUCAGGAGGAGGUGAAGAGGACACAAAAGGCAUCGGGGGAGAACCAGCUACAACCAACAGCCAAGGUUGUGGGCGUGGUGAAGCGUAACUGGCGACAGUACGUCGGUCACAUUGAUCCGUCAACGGCCAGCAAGGGUCCCUCGCAAGGUCGUAGACUCGACAGCGUCUUCCUCAUCCCCAUGGAUAAGAAGAUCCCCAAGAUCCGUCUCCGCACUCGUCAAGUCUCUGAGCUCUUGGGUAAGAGACUGUUAGUCACUGUUGACUCUUGGGACAGAGACUCGAGACACCCCGUGGGACAUCUGGUCCGAUCUCUGGGAGAGCUCGAGACCAAAGCAGCAGAGACAGAGGCACUACUCCUGGAAUGGGAUGUCCAAUACCGGCCUUUCCCCAAGACGGUGCUCGACUGCCUUCCGAAAGAGGGCCAUGACUGGAGGGUGCCAGAGAGCAAGGAGGAUCCAGGCUGGAGAGACAGAGAGGAUCUUCGCGAUCUCCUCAUCUGCAGCAUUGAUCCUCCCGGCUGUCAAGAUAUCGACGAUGCUCUUCACGCCAGGCUAUUACCCAACGGCAACUACGAGGUCGGCGUCCACAUUGCGGACGUAUCGCACUUUGUUAAGCCUGCAAAUGCAAUGGACACGGAAGCAAGCAUUCGUGGCACCACGGUUUACCUGGUUGACAAGCGCAUAGACAUGCUUCCCAUGCUGCUCGGCACCGAUCUCUGCUCUCUCAAGCCCUAUGUUGAGCGUUUUGCGUUUACAGUCAUUUGGGAACUCGAUGAGAAUGCUGACAUUGUAAACGUCCGCUUUACAAAGUCUGUUAUCAAGUCUCGCGAGGCGUUCAGCUACGAACAAGCACAGCUUCGAAUCGACGACGCGUCGCAGCAGGAUGACCUCACAAAGGGCAUGCGAAUGCUGCUCAUGCUGUCGAAGAAGCUCAAGAAGAAGCGUAUGGAUGCCGGCGCCCUGAGCCUGUCUUCUCCCGAGAUCAAGGUGCACAUGGAGUCGGAGUCCUCAGACCCCAUUGACGUCAAGACGAAGGAGCUUCUCGACACCAACUCUCUUGUCGAGGAGUUUAUGUUGUUCGCCAACGUCAGUGUUGCGGCCAAGAUCUACGAGGCGUUUCCUCAAACUGCCAUUCUGCGUCGCCACGGCGCCCCUCCUAAGACCAAUUUCGACGAGUUGGCCGAUCAGCUGCGUAUCAAGCGUGGCUUGGAGCUGCGCACCGACUCCAGCAAGGCGUUGGCUGAUUCCCUAGACAAGUGUGUCGAUGAGAAGGAUCCGUUCUUCAACACGCUGGUCCGUAUCAUGGCCACGCGGUGCAUGAUGAGCGCCGAGUACUUUUGUUCCGGAACGCAGUCAUACCCCGAGUUUCGCCACUAUGGUCUCGCGUCUGAGAUUUACACGCACUUUACUUCUCCCAUUCGCCGAUAUGCAGAUCUCCUCGCGCAUAGACAACUUGCCGCCGCCAUCGGCUACGAGGCUGUCCAUCCUUCUGUGCGCAGCCGUGGUCGCCUUGAGGCAGUGUGCAAGAACAUCAACGUUCGCCAUCGCAACGCUCAGAUGGCCGGCCGAGCUAGCAUUGCUUACUACGUCGGCCAGGCUCUGAAGGGCAAGGUUGCUGAGGAGGAGGCCUUUGUCAUGAAGAUUUUUAGCAACGGAUUUGUUGUUCUGGUGCCGCGGUUCGGUAUUGAGGGUUUGAUUCGGCUGCGUGAUUUGGCUGAUCCUGAGCCGGAGAGCGAGUACGACGCUGAAAAGUAUACGCUGACGACAAAGGGCGACAAGGCCGUUAAAGUAGAGCUGUUCCAAAAGGUUGUGGUUAGAGUCCAUGAUGAUAAGGACGAGAGGACGGGCAAGAGGGGCGUCAAGAUGGAGUUGGUGAGUGCUUAG